Molecule: messenger RNA, 1533 nt
Organism: Suillus clintonianus
Lineage: Eukaryota; Fungi; Basidiomycota; Agaricomycetes; Boletales; Suillaceae
Exons: 2
Coding region: 1-1533 (510 amino acids)
Source: RefSeq, a predicted model, not a curated record
AUGACCAGCCCGGUGCUCCUUGAUCCAUCGAAUGCAAGCGAUGAAGGUUCGAGUUGUCCUGACGAGUCCCUGUUCGCCCUUUACUACUCCACACAAGCCUCUCGCGCGGCCGCCACACGAAAUUUCAUAGGCGCUCUACCCAUCGAGCUCUUGUUGGCAAUAUUUACGCAUCUUUACCAGUCGUCUCGUCGUCUCACUCAAACUGGUGAGAAGUGGGGAUUGGACGAUCCUCUAUCAUCGCUGUUCCCCUACGCCCCGGCCGCAGUAUGUUCGGUGUGGUGUUCGGUGUUGUCGCGUGUUCCAGAGUUCUGGACUCGUGUGGUCAUUAGAGUCGACUCUCAAUACACACGAAGUCGAGAUGUUCGACGUUAUUUCGAGUGGUCAAGGGAUCUUCAUCUGGAUGUCAUCAUCACCAGACAUCGCGAUGAAUUCGAAGGAGAUGACAAGCAGGAGAGGUCAAAGGUCCGCAAUGCAACCCGCGAGCUCGUCAGGCAUAUUGCGCGAUGUAGAAGCAUCCGCUUCAACGUGAUGUACAGCUCGUCAUUACCGUCCUUACUCCACGACUUUCAUCAGAAAGACGCUCCCCACCUGCACACUUUGAAGCUCAACUGCAAAGUGGACGAUGGUGGAUCCCCGCCUCAGAAACUUGUGCAUUGGAGAUUUGAUGCACCUGGUCUUCGCAACCUUUAUCUAGACGCCCGCAAUUUCUUCGAUGUCUGUGUAGACCGUAACAACUGGCUCAGGCGCCUACACGGCCUAAGCUCGCUUUCAGUUUCCCGCUAUCGCCACCUUUCAAACAAAGGCAUAGAUCUGUACAAGCUGUUGAGGGCAGUUGAGGAAUCCCCUGGCAUCGCUUACUUGGAGCUCAAGGACCUGCACUUCUCUCGAGUGCGUCCUUGGACUACAGUGAAUGAUAUUAGUAUAGAACUAAUAUCCAUGAACCUGGAAGACCUAGCAGGCGAGGUGCUCUCGGAAAUCAUCGGUUAUGUCGACAGCGCCUCAGAUGCAACUCGCAUUACUCGUUGCCCUAUCACUACUUGCCAUCACUCCCUAAUCUCUGGUGGCGUCGCAUUUCAUGAUCUCUCGGCUGACCAGGAUUUGAUGGUUCCUCUUGCACAUUGGCGCGGACGCACACUCUCGCUUGUUAAUUCUGCAUGCUUCCAUGAUAAUUUCCUACGAGACAUGUUGGAUGGAGGACCGCAUGACCAAUCCUUCGCAUGCAAGGGGGUGAAAGAAUUGUACCUUAUCAACUGCACGAAUUUUUCUCCAAGGUUGCUCAAGACUAUGGUUUCAACGCGGAGGAAGAUAGCACGCAGAUCCCUUUUCUGGAGACACGAUCACAACACCCUUGACUGGACAUUUCCAACCGUGGCGCCCAUUACAUUGAUAUCAGUCGAGGGUGGACCGGCGUUAUCCAAGGAUGACAGGAAGUGGUUUGAAAGGAAUCUUGGGUCAUUUCACUGGGAUGAGCAAGUUUCGUUCGAGGACCCUGACGAUAGUGACCCUGAUGACGGACGACAGAUGAUAGUUUGA